AUGGGUAGAAUGGGGAACUCGCUCCCAUUGGGAAUGCGUCGAGGUAGAAUGGGGGACCCGCUCCCAUUGGGAAUUGGUCGAGGUAGAAUGGGGAACUCACUCCCAUUGGGAAUGCGUCGAGGUAGAAUGGGGGACCCGCUCCCAUUGGGAAUGCGUCGAGGUAGAAUGGGGAACUCGCUCCCAUUGGGAAAGGGUCGAGGUAGAAUGGGGAACCCGCUCCCAUUGGGAAUGGGUCGGGGUACAAUGGGGGAUUCGCUGACAUUGGGAGUGAGUUGGGGUAGAAUGGGGGACCCGCUCCCAUUGGGAGUGAGUCGGGGUACAAUGGGGGACCCGCUUCCAUUGGGAAUGGGUCGGGGUACAAUGGGGGAUUCGCUGACAUUGGGAGUGAGUUGGGGUAGAAUGGGGGACCCGCUCCCAUUGGGAGUGAGUCGGGGUAGAAUGGGGGACCUGCUCCCAUUGGGAGUGAAUUGGGAUAGAAUGGGGGACUCACUCCCAUUGGGAAAGGGUCAAGGUAGAAUGGGAGACCUGCUCCCAUUGGGAGUGAAUUGGGAUAGAAUGGGGGACUCGCUCCCAUUGGAAAUGGGUCGGGGUACAAUGGGGGACCCGCUCCCAUUGGGAGUGAGUCGGGGUACAAUGGGGGACCCGCUCCCAUUGGGAAUGGGUCGGGGUACAAUGGGGGACCCACUCCCAUUGGGAGUGAGUCGGGGUAGAAUGGGGGACUCGCUCCCAUUGGGAGUGCGUUGGGGUAGAUUGGGGGAGAAUGAGGCACUUGAACAAAUGGGGACUGAGGGGGGUAGAAUGGGGGACUCGCUCCCACGGGGAGACGUCAAGGUGAGAUACAUUGACAUGGUGGUGGGGAGAGGGAUGGGGAAGCUGGAUAAACAUGAUGGACUCGGGGGUGGGGGCGGGGAAGGUGAGAAGGGGGUUUACCAGUUGGGCUGACCCCAUGCUGCAGACACUGAUUCAGCCCCAUUGGUCAGUGGGGCAGGUCUAAAACUCACCGAGUGGCUGGAUUCCAUCAAGGCAGCAUUCCACAGCCUGGAACGGCAGGCUCAG
Molecule: messenger RNA, 1056 nt
Organism: Chiloscyllium plagiosum (whitespotted bambooshark)
Lineage: Eukaryota; Metazoa; Chordata; Chondrichthyes; Orectolobiformes; Hemiscylliidae
Source: RefSeq, a predicted model, not a curated record